This is a messenger RNA of Coffea arabica (coffee), 1355 nucleotides long. The record is from RefSeq and is a predicted model, not a curated record. NCBI's taxonomy places the organism in Eukaryota, Viridiplantae, Streptophyta, Magnoliopsida, Gentianales, Rubiaceae.
AUGGGAGUUGAGGCCAAUGGAACCAAUAGAAAAGCCAGAAAAAUGCUUGAAUGUGAACAUGAUCAUGGAGAUGCAACAAGAGAUGAUACAAUAAUGAUGCCUGUAACCAAUACAACGUUAGCAACCUCAGAUUCAGUGCUUGACACUUCAGCUCUGCAUGUUAUCAGAACUUCCAUUUUGACCAAUAUUCAAGAAAAGCACCUCUCUUACUCCAAUUCCGCGUUUAUCCUGACCUUCUUGUUGCCAUUUACUACAGUCACUGUAAAGGCAUCAUGGGUGCGUUCUUCUUUUUUCUCGGGGUACUUCAUAUCUAACAAAGAAAUACCCAAGUAUUGGCUCUUCAUGCACUACUUGAGGUUGAUGAAGUAUCCUCUUGAAUGCUUUGUACUAAAUGAGUUUGGAGGAUACAGAGGCCGAGGGAAAUGUGUAGAAGGUGUUGAAGCGGGAUGUUUGAUGCAUGAUCUUGCAGGACCAGAAAGCACAUUAGGUCUACCUUGGAAUUUGGAAGAAGACUCAGAUUUCCUCCAAUACGGCUACCUUUCAAUAGAAAAUGCUGCAGCUGUGGGAAAAGAAGAAUUGAAAAGGAGGGAAGAUGCUGUAGCUCGAGCCGGAGUGGUUAUAGAAGAAAAGAACUGGCCACCAUUUUUUCCUAUUAUUCAUCAUGACAUUGCAAAUGAAAUUCCUAUCCAUCUUCAGAAAUUGCAAUAUGUUGCAUUUACAACAUUCCUGGGUUUGGUUGGCUGUCUUCUAUGGAACAUCAUGGCAGUUACCUUAGCUUGGAUCAAAGGCGAAGGUCCGACAAUCUGGUUUCUUGCUAUUAUAUAUUUUAUCUCCGGCGUUCCAGGAGCCUAUGUGUUGUGGUAUCGUCCUCUCUAUCGUGCAAUGAGGUACUCUACAGAUAGUGCACUGAAGUUUGGAUGGUUUUUCUUGUGUUACUUCCACAUUGGCUUCUGCAUUGUUGCUGCUGUUGCGCCUCCACUUUUUUUUAAGGGGAAAUCUCUGACUGGAAUCUUGCCUGCUAUUGAAGUUUUAAGUUCGAAUGUGUUGGUGGGGAUAUUUUACUUUAUUGGAUUUGCCUUUUUCGCAAUUGAAUCACUGAUCAGCAUAUGGGUCAUUCAGCAAGUGUACGAGUAUUUCCGAGGAAGUGGCAAAGCUGCGGAGAUGAGGAAGGAAGCUGCAAGGUCAACCGUGAUGGCAGCAUUAUGAUACUCCUCAUGUCUAGGGAGGUCCCUGUGUUUCAUGUUUUGCCAUUCCAGAAUUUUUGACAGAGUUCUGAAAAUUUUUUGAUCGAUAUUUGUUCGCAUCAUCAUCGAUUGGAUGGCUUGUUUUACCGAUUCAAAUGUAAUUUCUUAGAU